Phycomyces blakesleeanus NRRL 1555(-) is the source of this 690-nucleotide messenger RNA. RefSeq lists its product as hypothetical. Lineage: Eukaryota; Fungi; Mucoromycota; Mucoromycetes; Mucorales; Phycomycetaceae. Bases 1 to 690 code for a protein of 229 amino acids. The record is from RefSeq and is a predicted model, not a curated record. The transcript is spliced from 2 exons.
AUGAGAAGGACUCUGGUCUGCUUGUUGAUUGAGAUUCUGGUUGAGAUUGUGGUUGUGGUUUUGGUUGUGACCGUGACCGUGACUGUGACUGAAGUUGUGUUUGCGGUUGCAGUUGAGGUUGCAGUUGAAAUUUCAGAUGUGUUUGCGGUUCAAGUUGAAGUUGAGGUUGAGAUUGUGAUUGAGGUUGUGAUUGUGAUUGUGAUUGAGGUUGCGGUUGCGGUUGCGGUUGCGGUUUUGGUUGAUAUUGUAGUUCCGCUUGUGUUUUUGGUUGUGGUUGUGGUUGUGGUUGUGGUUGUGAUUGCGGUUGAAGUUGAGGUUUUGGUUUCGGGUGCGGUUGCGGUUGUGAUUGAUGCUCUGGUUGAGCUUGCUGUUGUUUUUGAGGUUGUUGUUGAGGUUGGGAUUGGGAUUGUGGUUGUGGCUGUGGCUGUGGUUGCGGUUGUGAUUGAAGUUGAGAUUGAGGUCGAGGUUGUGGAUUUGGGUGUGGCUGAGAUUGUGGUUGCGGUUGUAAUUGCGGUUGUGGCGGUGAUUGUUUCUGUUCAAGAUUACCAAAGCUCGGGGGUGGCACAGGAUCAUGCAAAUUCAGUGGCGAUAUUUUUGGGGAUUGUGGUAUUUGAGGUAAUUGUGACUUUUGCGUGGUUUGAGAUUGUGGAGAUGAUUCCAACGGAAGUACCAAUGUUUGCAACUGUGUAA